AUGUCUUCUAGCGGAGGUAAACUCGUGGUUGGCGGAGUUGCAAUCAUUGCUUCCUGGUGGUUCGGGGUUAAUUUCUGGAAACCCCUCAUACUAGAACAACUAGAUAAAGAUGGCAACUUAAAAGAUAAAUACAAGUCAGAAAUACCCAAAGAUGAAGUCACUUCAUGGUCGGAUUUGAAACAGAAAUGGGCUGCUGUUGUUGAUCCACAACUGAAUUUUUCUAAUCAAGAUAAAGCCAGUUUGGAGGAAUUAAAGGAACAUUUACAAGAAAAUAAACCUAGGGAUCAAUGA
Lodderomyces parapsilosis is the source of this 291-nucleotide messenger RNA. RefSeq lists its product as uncharacterized. Bases 1 to 291 code for a protein of 96 amino acids. The record is from RefSeq and is a predicted model, not a curated record. Lineage: Eukaryota; Fungi; Ascomycota; Pichiomycetes; Serinales; Debaryomycetaceae. The transcript has 2 exons.